AGUAAAAUGACAAAAAAUUGUUCGCAGUGAUCAGCACAUUAAGGUUUAAAUGUUGCUGUUACAUUUAGUAACCGUUGCUUUGCACGUUUUAUUGUUGCACGGCAAUGUAUCAAAUGCAAGACCAAUUUUCAGUGCCAGCAGUGAUCAGAUUUUGAACAACAGAAUGAAGAGGUCGGAGCAAUCGAGUGUUUUGUUAGAACUUGACAGCAGCAUGGUAUUGAAUGGGGAGAGUCACUCACCUUUGGAAACACUUCGAAAGAAGAGAUCAGAAGAAGCUUAUCGUCCUUCCAUUUCUCCCACGGGUCUUGAUAGAAAGAAGAGAUCAGAAGAACAAGAAGAAGCUUACCGUCCUCCCAGGGGUCUCGAUAGAAAGAAGAGAUCAGAAGAAGAAGACGCCUAUCAUCCUUCCAUGGGUCUCGAAAGAAAGAAGAGAUCAGAAAAAGAAGACGCUUAUCAUCCUCCCAUGGGUCUUGAUAGAGAGAAGAGAUCAGAAGAAGGAGUUUAUAAACCUCCCUUCGGUUUUGAUAGAAAAAGGAGAUCAGAAGAAGAAGAAGAAGCUUACCGUCCUCCCAGGGGUCUCGAUAGAAAGAAGAGAUCAGAAGAAGAAGACGCUUAUCAUCCUCCCAUGGGUCUUGAUAGAGAGAAGAGAUCAGAAGAGGAAGUUUAUAAACCUCCCUUCGGUUUUGAUAGAAAAAGGAGAUCAGAAGAAGAAGAAGAAGCUUACGGUCCUCCCAGGGGUCUCGAUAGAAAGAAGAGAUCAGAAGAAGAAGACGCUUAUCAUCCUCCCAUGGGUCUUGAUAGAAAGAAGCGAUCAGAAAAAGAAGACGCUUAUCAUCCUCCCAUGGGUCUUGACAGAGAGAAGAGAUCAGAAGAAGGAGUUUAUAAACCCCCCUUCGGUUUUGAUAGAAAAAGGAGAUCAGAAGAAGAAGAAGAAGCUUACCGUCCUCCCAGGGGUCUCGAUAGAAAGAAGAGAUCAGAAAAAGAAGAAUCUUAUGCCUCUCCUAUGGGACUUGAUAGAGAGAAGCGAUCAGAAGAAGAGGACGCUUAUCUUCCUCCAAUGGGUCACGACAGAAAGAAAAGAUCCGAAGAAUCUCGGAUUUAGUUUUUCACGUUGGAAGAUACAUUUUUGAUAACCAGGACAACAAAACGGAAAUCCCUUUUUUGUUUUCUUUCUUUGACUGUUUUAAUAUUCGGAAAUAAAAGAAUAUAAUAAGCUUGA
Molecule: messenger RNA, 1219 nt
Organism: Ciona intestinalis (vase tunicate)
Lineage: Eukaryota; Metazoa; Chordata; Ascidiacea; Phlebobranchia; Cionidae
Source: RefSeq, a predicted model, not a curated record